AUGAACCCGGACAGCUCCUACCACAAAUGGGACAACUCUGAGCAGGUGGAAUUGACAGUCCAGGGAGCGAGCAGCGCACCUGGGAGAGGCGGUAAAGCUCUUUGCCUCUCCAAGUUUGCCCAAGGGAAGGCCAUUGCGAUCCUGUAUGUCCUGCUGGCUAUUUGCAUUGCAGUGGCCACAGCUUUCAUCGUGGUGAACCUUGGGAAAUUGUCCCAGGGUCUUGCGAAAGCCCAGCUGGAUCGAGAUACGAUUAGAAGAGAUGCCAAGAGAAAUCUCUCAGAUCACCAGGAUUAUCUAGAGUUGAAGAUGUCAAAAGAAUUCAGUACAUUUACCAAACAAGUGGUUAAAGUAUCCCAGGGUCUUGCUGAAGCCCAGCUGGAUCGAGAUACGGCCGGAAGAGAUUCCAAGAGAAAUCUGUCAGCUCUCCAGGACUAUCUGGAAUUGAAGAUGUCCAAAGAAUUCAACGUGUUUAACAGUCGACUUCUUAAUGUGUCCAAGGAGCUGGCUGGGGUUAGGCUGGGGAUUGAGGAGAUCCAAGCUGAUCACGUAAAAGACCUGUCGUAUCUCCAGGACACCAUAGAGAUAAGGAACCUAACGCACAGUAUGUCGAAGGAGCUGGCUGAGGUGAGAAGGGACCAUGACAGACUCCAGGAGGUCUUGAGCAGGGUGCAGGACGAGUUUCAGAAGUUCAAAGAAUUCACCUGCAUGAAAUGUCCAUCUGGCUGGCAGAGUUUUAAGAAAAGUUGCUACUUCUUUUCAACAUUGACUAAAUCCUGGCAAGAUGCUAAGCAGUUCUGUACCGAUCAAAGGUCUGGCCUGGUUAUCGUUAACACCGCAGAGGAACAGACAUUUUUGUCAAACCACAUCAGUGAGCACAACGUGUACUGGCUGGGCCUCAGCGACUCAGCGAAGGAAGGGGAGUGGCGCUGGCUGGAUGGCAGCCCCCUGUCUGUCAGGUUCUGGGGGCCCGGGGAACCCAACAAUGUUGGGCAUGAAGGGGAGGACUGUGGCAGCCUGCGCUUUGACGGGAAGUGGAAUGAUGCCACCUGCUCCGUGACUGAGCACUGGAUCUGCGAACGGCAGUGCUAGCUGAGUCCCUGCAUCCACAGCGGGGAGAGCAGGUGUCACACAGACUGCCCCACGUGGGACAGCUUAGGAGCUAUCAUCUCUCUAAAGCAAUGAUUCUCAGACUGCCACUCGCAAGGUGCAAGAAGCUCUUCAAUGUGUCUGUCAUAACUAUAAAGGGAAGGGAACAGCCCUCCUGUGUACAAUAUUAUAAAAUCCCUCCUGG
Molecule: messenger RNA, 1291 nt
Organism: Mauremys reevesii (Reeves's turtle)
Lineage: Eukaryota; Metazoa; Chordata; Testudines; Geoemydidae
Product: C-type lectin domain family 10 member A-like
Exons: 11
Coding region: 1-1089 (362 amino acids)
Source: RefSeq, a predicted model, not a curated record